This is a messenger RNA of Cooperia oncophora, 1047 nucleotides long. Lineage: Eukaryota; Metazoa; Nematoda; Chromadorea; Rhabditida; Trichostrongylidae. The record is from the annotation of a GenBank genome assembly.
AUGACGACUUCUACAAGAGCAUCUCAAAAGACUACGAAAAGCCUCUUACCCACGUGCAUUUCUCAGCCGAGGGCGAAGUGUCGUUCCGCUCCAUACUUUAUGUGCCAAAGACGUCACCUAGUGAUAUGUUCCAAAAUUACGGAAAGGUUGUUGAAAAUAUCAAAAUUGUACGUGCGACGAGUAUUCAUUACCGACGAUUUUGCUGACAUGAUGCCCAAGUACCUUUCGUUCAUUCGGGGUAUUGUGGACUCGGAUGACCUCCCGCUCAACGUAUCCCGCGAAAAUCUUCAGCAACACAAACUUCUAAAGGUGAUUAAGAAGAAGUUAGUACGAAAGGUGUUGGAUAUGUUAAAGAAGCUGGAGGGAACACUAUUUGACGACUUUUGGAAGGAGUUGCAGGCACAACAAUCAACUGGGAAGUCAUGGAGGAUCGCAAGGCAAUCUCGAAUCGACUCGCUAAGCCUGCUUCGGUUUGCUUCCUCCGCACAUGAGAAGAACCUUACUUCUCUAACCGAUUAUGUUGAACGUAUGAAGGAGAAACAAGACAAGAUCUACUAUAUGGCAGGAACAUCUCGUGAAGAAGUUGAAACCUCACCAUUCGUUGAGCGUCUCAUCGCCAAGGGAUACGAGGUGCUGUACCUGACGGAAGCCGUUGAUGAAUACUGCAUCCAGUCAAUGCCAGAAUUCGAUGGAAAGAAGUUCCAGAAUGUCGCCAAGGAUGGAGUCAGCAUCGAUGACUCUGAACAAGCAAAGGAAAAUUAUAAGAAUCUCGAGAAGGAAUUCGAACCUCUCACGUCCUGGCUCAAGGAGACUGGAUUGAAGGAUUUGAUCGAAAAGGCGGUUGUUUCACAACGACUUGUGAAGUCUCCAUCUGCAUUGGUGGCAUCUUCUUAUGGAUGGUCAGGAAAUAUGGAGCGUAUCAUGAAGAGCCAGGCUUACGCGAAGGCUAAGGAUCCUUCGCAAGACUUCUAUGCGAACCAGAAAAGACCUUCGAGAUCAACCGCCUCGCAUCGCAGUUGUAAAGGAAUUACUCCGACGUGUUGUUGA